Molecule: messenger RNA, 1605 nt
Organism: Scedosporium apiospermum
Lineage: Eukaryota; Fungi; Ascomycota; Sordariomycetes; Microascales; Microascaceae
Product: Major facilitator superfamily transporter
Exons: 6
Coding region: 1-1605 (534 amino acids)
Biological process (GO): basic amino acid transport; transmembrane transport
Cellular component (GO): fungal-type vacuole membrane
Molecular function (GO): basic amino acid transmembrane transporter activity
Source: RefSeq, a predicted model, not a curated record
AUGACCGUCCCAAUUCAGAAACUCCUAGCUGGUGAGCACGAACCGCUACUUCAGCCAGCCCCUGUAGCGCCAACCACCGGGGAAUGGAGCCCGCCAGCCGGAUUCGAGUGGAUCCAAGUGGCUAUCAUGUCCAAUGUCUUUCUGUAUGGGUUUGACGGGACUAUCACUGCGGCCACUUACGCAGUAAUCAGCUCUGAGUUUGACGCCGCCAACACCGCGUCCUGGCUGACAACGGCGUAUCUCGUCACCAGCACGGCCUUUCAGCCUCUCUACGGCCGGUUCUCGGAUAUCUUUGGUCGUCGAGUAUGCUUCUUUGUGAGCAGCAUUACAUUCGGUCUUGGCUGCCUAGGUUGCGGUCUCGCUAGUAAUAUAAUCUUACUCAAUUGCAUGCGCGCUCUGACUGGGUUCGGCGGAGGGGGUCUGAUGACCAUGGCCACUAUUGUCAAUUCCGACAUGAUUCCAUUUCGCAAACGAGGCAUGUACCAGGCCUUUCAAAAUGGAAUGUUUGGAUUCGGGGCAGUUGCUGGAGCCUCCUUUGGCGGAUCCAUCGCCGAUCACAUCGGCUGGCGCUGGUGCUUUCUGUUGCAAGUCCCCAUCUCCAUCAUGGCCCUUGCCCUCGGCGCCCUCGUGAUUAGAAACCCCGAGGGUGGAUUUAAUCCGGAUGACUCUUUAAAGGCUAUCUGGGCCAGGGUUGACCUUUCUGGGGCGUUACUCCUAGUUGUUGCAGUGUCCGUUCAAUUGGUAGGUCUAAGUCUGGGUGGGAACGAGCUGCCAUGGAGCAGCCCCUGGGUCGUCGGUUCACUACUCGGGAGCGUUGUUCUGUCGAUUGUCUUUUUGAUGAUCGAGGCGAAGACGACAGCGGUGCCCGUCAUCCCUUUGCGAAUGCUGCGUGGAAGCCUUCCCAUCUUAACACAAAUCUCCAAUGUCUGCGCGGGUGUUGCGGCAUACGCAUAUCUAUUCAUGCUCCCUUUGUUCUUUCAGGUCGUUCUACUGGAUUCGGCGAGCAAAGCAGGGGCUCGGCUCGCCAUUCCAUCACUUGCAACUCCGGUAGGCGGGUUAAUCGCCGGGGUAGUUAUGUCUCGUUGGGGCAAGCUCGUCUGGCUCGUGCGGCUCGGCGCCAUCCUCAUGUUGUUCGGGAAUGCCCUUGUGACCUCGUUGAAAUUUGAGGACUCUAAGUGGAAGUACAGCGUGUAUAUCUUUCCGGCCAAUCUCGGACAGGGUAUUAUAUACCCUGCCAUGCUCUUUACGUCCUUGGCAUCAUUUGAUCAUGCAGACCACGCCGUGUCAGCCUCUACCGUGUACUUAAUCAGAUCUCUGGGGACCGUUUGGGGAGUGGCCAUUACUUCUGCAAUUGUGCAAACUACCCUCAGCGCUCGGUUGCCUCAGGCCCUUAGUGAUGUACCGGAUAAACAGAGGAUUAUUGAAGCAAUUCGACAUUCCGUAACCGCCCUAAAGGACCUACCUAUGGAGAUCCAACAGCCGGCUCAGUUGGUUUAUUAUACGGGAAUCAAGUAUGCCUUCGGGGCAUCCACGGCGUUUGCCGGGAUUGCUUUUGUCACAUCUCUGUUUGCGAGCUCACGUGGACUUCGGAGUACACACAAAUAG